This is a messenger RNA of Vanessa atalanta (red admiral), 1019 nucleotides long. RefSeq lists its product as uncharacterized. NCBI's taxonomy places the organism in Eukaryota, Metazoa, Arthropoda, Insecta, Lepidoptera, Nymphalidae. The transcript has 2 exons. The record is from RefSeq and is a predicted model, not a curated record. Bases 172 to 504 code for a protein of 110 amino acids.
UAGCCGCAAACAAGGCGUCGCAACUGGCUGACACAUUACUGGUAUAUGUACUUCCCCAGUACUUUCCACAUAAUCAGUUUGUGUACAGCUCUUGAUAUAUCAACAGUAUUCGCGCUACACUCUACUCUACUCUACGCUAGUAUUUUUAUUUAAAUUUUUAUAAAAAUCAGUAUGAAAACGUUAGUGUUUUUGAGUUUUGUUAUACUUAUCUUUGUAUCAACAUGCUGGGCUCGCGAUAUGAUAGUGGGUACUAGUUACAACACGCGACUGGUUUGGCAACAGAAGGCCGAGUAUAGAGCUAUUCCUUUCAAGAAGAGAGUAAAAGAGGUAUUCUACACGGAUCCAAGUCAACAAAUAAUCAGGGGUGUGAUAGCCAGGGACUUGGACCACAAUGACGCAACAGCCACUAUAACUGCAGGGGGCGUGGGGUCCAGCUUCGUUAACAUUCGUAUGAAGAGCGAACGCGGCGGCAGCCUAAAUUACCAAAUCGAGAUUUACGUGUAACCGAAGUAAUUAGAAAUGCUAGUUAAUUAGAUACAGUAAUUACCCAACUACCGGUUUAUAUUUAUAUUCAAUGCAUGUGAAUUAUAAUACAAUUUAUGAAAAUAGUGCUGAGUUUGAUAAAACCAUAAAGAAAUAUGUUUUUGUCAUAUGUAGAACUCGCUAAGUGUUUUAAACUAGUUGAGAAUAUAAUAAAAAUCAAUAUAUUAUAUUAAUGAACUUAACAUUUAUAUUGUCUCAUGUAUAUAGUUUUAAUGAUUGCGAUUGAUUUGCACGUAUUUGUUAUUCAGUAUUUAAAUAAAUUUUUGUUGUAUUGUUAAUUCAUAAAUCAAAUAGACCUACUUAAAUUUAUUUCGAGUUUAUUUUUUUUUUAUAACCUAAAGGUUUUUGUUAUAAGCAUGAUUAAAGAGCGCAGGUGUAUAUCGUAAACGAUAAUUUUACGGUUACUUUAGACAUACAUACUUUUAUUAAGAUAUUCUAUUUAUAAACAGCUUCCGAAUAUAUGAAAGUGUAUCAUG